AGUCUUGGACUUCAGCUGUUGUGAAACUACAACACCCAGCAUGCCCGGACAGGGCAUGCUGGGUGUUGUAGUUUCGCAACAGCUGAAGGCACAAUGGUUGGGAAACACUACAGUAAGGGAUUCAUACACAGUCAUUGAGACCAUAUUAACCCUUGCUGGCUGGACAAACAUAACCCAAAUGUUUUCUCACCUGUGAAUUGGGCUCCACUAUAAUAUUGGCUGUGUUGAUAACCAAUAAGAGAAAGUUGUUAUGAGCUUUCCAGUCACUAGAUGGCGAUAAAGUCACAUGUAUCAAUUAUUUGCAAAAUGGAUGAAGAAGGAAUGCACGAGUAUGAAACGGGCCAUAUUAAGAAACUGCAAGAGCAGCGCAUGGCUAUGCAAAAGAAGACUUUUACUAAGUGGAUGAACAACAUCUACAAAGAGAAUGGUAGUAUCCCAAUAACAGACAUCUACACAGAUCUAAAGGAUGGCUUAUACCUGUUACAUCUCCUGGAGUUCAUAUCAGGGGAACAGCUGCCCAAACCGGCAAAAGGAAAAAUGAGAGUCCAUUUCUUAGAAAACAACAGCAAAGCUCUAGCUUUCCUGAAGUCCAAGGUGCCUGUGAAAUUGAUUGGACCAGAGAAUAUUGUGGAUGGAGAUCGUACAUUAAUAUUGGGCCUUAUCUGGAUCAUUAUUCUCCGUUUUCAAAUAUCUUCCAUCACAUUAGAUAAGGAUGAGUUUGGUGCGAGUGCAGCUAAGGCAUCUGCCAAAGAAGCUCUUCUUAUAUGGUGCCAGAUCAAAACAGCCCCCUACUCUAAUGUUGAUGUACAGGACUUUUCCAGUAGUUGGCGGGACGGCCUUGCAUUCAAUGCUCUCAUCCAUGCUCACAGGCCUGAUCUCAUUGACUACCACUCUCUCAAAGCAGCCCAACCCUUGUACAAUUUAAAUAACGCCUUUGAUGUGGCAGAAAACAGACUAGGUAUAUCCAAGCUGCUGGAUGCUGAAGAUGUUGUCAUUCCACGUCCAGACGAGAAGUCCAUCAUGACAUAUGUGUCACUGUAUUACCAUUACUUCUCUAAGAUGAAACAGGGUCAAACUGUCCAGAAAAGGGUCAACAACAUUAUGACCUUGGUUCUUGAAAUCGAGAAUCUAAAGGGCCAGUAUGAGACCAUGGUGACAGAUCUUCUAAGGUGGAUCCAGCAGAAAGUUGUGGAGAUGAAUGAUCGUCAUUUCCCCAACUCCAUCAAUGGCAUGAUGCAGCUCUUGGCGAACUUUAAAACCUAUCGCACCGUGGAAAAACCGGCAAAGUACCAAGAGAGAGGCUUGAUUGAGGCUCAUUUUUUCAACAUCCGGACUAAAAGACAGGCCAACAACCUGCGGCCCUAUUUUCCACCUGAGGGGAAGACUUUGAGUGAUAUAGAGAAGUAUUGGACAAUCUUGGAAAAAGCUGAACAUGAGCGUGAAAAGGCUCUGCAGAGCGAGGUGCUUAGACUGGAAAGGUUGGAGCAGUUGGCUCAGAUGUUCCACAAGAAGGCUCUGCUAAGAGAGUCCUACCUGCACGAAAUGAGACAGGUUAUAGAAAGGCAAGAUUUUAGGCCCAACAAUAUCACCCAGGUGGAGGCUGCCAAUAAGAAGUUGGAGGCGAUUGAAGCAGACGUGCUACCUCGCGAGCAACGCUUCCGGACACUCGCUGAGAUGGGUGCCGUCUUAGAAAGAGAGAAUUAUCACAACAAAGCAGCAAUAAUAAAAAAGCAAGAAGAGUUGUCAAAGGGCUGGAGUAGAUUACUCGACUUACUGUAUACUCAGAAACAGUUAUUAGAGGACAAGAACCAAAUGCUAGUCCUUUUACGGGACAUUGACAGUGUGGGCGAGGAGUUAAGAGCCAUGCAGGACCUAGUAGGUUCAAAGGAUCUCGGCAAACAACUCCCUGAGGUGGAAUACUUCCUUCAAGAACACAGCUUAAUGGAAUCCCAAAUUACGUUACAUGGUGAAUCGGUGAGACAAAUUUUAGCCAGGUCAGAGCAUGUCCCAAAGAGUGAAAGAGGCAAUGUGGAUGUUCUCCAAACCAAAGUAAAGAACUUACAUCAACUCUAUCAGAACCUGGUGUCCCUCUGCAAAUCUCGGCGAUUGCGGCUAGAAGAAUUAUUAAAAUUGUAUCAGUUUUUCCAAGAUUGUGUGGAGGAGGAGGCUUGGAUCCAUGAAAAGUGGCAGGCGCUUAUACUGGCAGACCCUGGCAGAGAUUUCAGUCACAUUAACUCAUCUAUAGCAAAGCAAGAGGCGUUAGAAGCAGAGAUAUUUUCCCACCAAUCUAUUUUGGCCAAGGUUGUUAGAAAUGGGAAAGAACUGUGCCAACUGGCAUACACAGACCAGGCAACUAUCCAGAAAAUGAUUGACAACAUUCAGAAAAAGUGGCUGGAACUUCAAGAAGAGGUCAAAAGAAGUAAAUUUCGUCUGGAGGUGGCAGCACUCAUAAAACAGUACUUUGCUGAUGCUAAUGAAGCAGAAUCCUGGCUGAAAGAGCGUCUGCCGCUUCUUACAAGUGAAGAUUAUGGCAAGGACGAGUCCAGUGUUGAAGCCAUUUUACAGAGACACCUGAGGCUUGAGAAAGAGAUUUCGGCCUAUGCCAUGGAAGUGAGGAGGCUUGGAGACCAGGCUCAGACUGUAGCAGGCAAAGCCCCUUUAAUUCAAGAAAAAAAGCCAGUGAUUUUAAUAAUAACGCAAGAGAGGACCAGACCACAAAAAAGAGGCUAUUUGGCGUCCAAACAAGAGAUUGAUGAGUUUAGACAAGACCCCCAGAUGUCCCCAGAAAAAAUCAGAGCUGUGCAGGAAGAGAUAGAAGCUUCGUAUGAGAACCUUCAACAACUCGCUAAGAAACGGAAGAAGGCGUUGGAAGACAUGGUUCGUCUAUAUCAGUUUUAUAGUUCUUGUGGGGAGUUCCAGUCUUGGAUGGAUGACAAGGAGAAGAUUUUUCUGACUUUGCAGCCAAACCCUGAUAAUGUGGAGGUCAUGCAAAUAAAGUAUGAGAACUUCCUGACGGAUCUUGCAGCUGGUAAGGCGCGUCUAGAUGAGAUAAAAAACAUGGCUGAUAAAUUAGUCCAGAUUGACCCUGACAGGAAAAGUCAAAUUCUGGAUCACCUGAAGGCCAUUGACAAUAGCUGGAAUCGCUUGGAAGUCUUAAAAGAAGAGAAAGGUGCAGAGCUUAUCAGUCUGGCCGAUGUAAAGACUUUCCUCGAAAAUUGUAAAAAUAUGGAAAUCCUUAUACAGGAGAAGAGAAAAGAGUUGGAGGAGGGUUCAGAGCUGUCUGGGAAUCUGGAGUCAGAGGAGCGUCAGUGGAAAGCACACGAGAGGGAUAUCGAUGUGUUAGAGAGGAAAAUUGCUUAUCUAAAGUCUAUGGAAGAAUCAAUGAGAGAGACAAAUCCACAAGAGAGUUUAGCCAUCAGAAAACAGAUUGAACAAAUGGAAAAGCUUCUUGGACAACUAAAAGAGGAAGCUCAGGUGAAGAAAGACAAACUCCAAAAGGCUAAAGAUCAAAAGACUUUCCUAGAGGAUAGCCGCAGAGAGAUGCUUUGGAUCCAGGACAUAAAGGAAAAGCUAACAAGUGAGGAGUUGGGCACGGAUGUUGCAUCGGCAGAACAGCUUCUUAGGGACCACCGAUACCUAUUAAAAGAGAUCGAGGGUCAAAGAGACAGAAUCAUUGAACUCCAGCAAAUGGGAACAACUGUAUUCCAGUCCAGCAAUAGCUCUGAAGUGCGGGAUUCCUUACUAAGCCUUACUCAUGGGUACAAUGAGCUCAGUGAUUUGUGGGUAAAGAGGAAACAGAAACUUGAACAAGGUUUGGAGCUACAGCAAUUUUUGCGAGAAGCUGACAGCAUUAAUGCAGCACUUUCCAGCCAUGAAGCAUUUGUGAGGGUGAAUGAUCUUGGGGACCAGCUGGAUACAGUCCAGAGCCUUCUGAACAGACAUAAGCAGUUUGAGAAAGUGUUGGCGGCUCUCAACAAUCGAGUGACCAGUCUUAGAAGAAACGGAGAGUCCCUAGUGGAAAAGGAUCACUUUUCUAGUGCUCUGAUAACCCAGAGGGUAUCUGAUACUCAGAAGAGAUAUGAUAAUUUGGCACAAAAAAGCGAAGAAAGAGAAAAACGGCUCCUGGAUUCACUGAGACUUCAGGAGUUUUACAGAGAUGCCACAGAACUUUUGGUGUGGAUGGAAGAGAAGUAUAAAAUUGCCCUUGAUGAGUCGUAUCGGGACCCAACUAAUAUCCUGCGUAAAUUGAAGUGGCAUGAAGCUGCUGAGCGAGAGAUGGAUGCCAACCAAGUGCGCUUUGAAGACUUAGUAAAGGUUGGACAGCAGCUGCUAAGAGAAGAUCAUUACGAGAAAGCCUCCAUAGAGCUGAAGAUGUUGGAAGUCACGAAAAAGUGGGAAGAGUUAAAGAAAAAGAUGGCCGAUAGAGGAGACAAGCUGCGACAGGCAGGACAGCAGGAGCAACUGAUGGAGCUGCUGCAGGAUGCCAAAGUUAAGAUUGAGAAGAUAGAGAAGGUUCUUCAGUCCCCGGAGUCUGGACAUGACCUAAGAACUAGUAGGGACCUUCUCAAAGAGCACCGUCAGCUGGAAAAUGAGAGCAGAGAGUUGGCUGAUAAAAUGAACUCCAUCGUAUCCCGGGCUCAGAAGAUGGCCACCAAUCAUUUUAACUCGCAAAGGAUCAUGGAUGAAACUAUGAAGUAUUUGAGGAGGUUUGAAUCCCUACAAGAGCCUUUGAACAAAAGAGGACAAUUUUUGCAAGCCAAAGUGAAUCAGUACGAGUUCUAUCACUACUGUGAUCUGGAGGGGACAUGGAUCGCUGAAAAGAUGCCUAUUGCUAGCUCCACUCAUUUUGGCAAGUCACUGGAUGUAGCACAGAGUUUGCUUCAGAAACAUAAGGAGUUACAAGCGGAGGUCAACGCUCACAAACAGCAGCUACGUCGUGUCCUAGAGAUGGGAAACUCUUUGAUGGCGAACGGCCACCCAGAAUCUCGCAACAUCUCUGACAAGAAUAAGAAGCUGCAAGCUGCCUGGGCAGAACUGGAGGAGGCAUGUGAGAAGAGGAUGAGGGGCUUACAGGAUUCAGUCAGCUUUCAGAAGUUCCUUCUUGAUGUGUCCGACAUGGAGACCUGGAUUGGAGAAAAACGUCCAUUGGCUAACAGUAAAGAUUAUGGCAAAGAAGAGUCUGCCACCCUAAACAUGAUGAAAAAACACAAGGACUUACAGCAGGAGAUUGAGCUCUACCAAGAUUUGUCAUCACAGUUGGUUACCACAAGGCAGAACCUGCCUUCCUUUGAAUAUGAUGAGGUUGAUGCUCCCGUGCAGAAAAUGCGCUCACAAAUGAAGGAUCUACAGGAUUGCGCAAGCAUAAGAUGGGGAAAACUGGAAGAAGCAUUGGCUUUACAUGAAUACAUUCGAGAAUCUGGGGACCUUCAGGAAUGGAUUAACCAGCAAAGACAAGUAGCAAGUUCUGAGGACUAUGGCAACGACUACGAGCAUGUCCUGCAACUCCAGGCAAAGUUUGACACCUUCCAGCACCAGAUGGAAACAGCUGGCCAAAGGGUGUCUGGGUGCCAACGGCUUGCGGAUAGUCUUCUUGACAGAGGACACUCUGACUCACUGCAAAUUGUUCAAAAGCAAAAGGAGCUACGGGCAUCUUGGGAAGAACUUCAGCAACUAACUAAGCAACGAGGAAAGCGCCUGCAGGAUGCUGAAGCUGUUCAUAAGUGUUUUUGGGACCUUAAAGAAGCCCUUUCUCAGAUAGAGGAAAAAGCCAAAAGCAUUCCAGAUGACAUUGCCAAAGACCUUAGCGGAGUCCAGUCCCAGCUGCGUAAACAUGAGGCCCUGGAACAUGAGUUGUCUGGGAAUGAGCAGCAGCUUCAAGAGCUUGUUGAUGCAGCAGAUGACACCCUGCCUAGGUGCUCCGGGGAGCAGAACCUGAGACUGCAACAGAAACAGCAAGAAGUGGUGGAGAAAUGGGAGCUGAUGAAGACUAAAGUGGAGAAGAGGAGAACAGACUUGGAACAGGCUUGCAAUCUCUACCUCUUCCUGGCAGAUGUGCGUGACUAUUUCUCAUGGGCUGCGGAGAUAACCCGUGAGAUGAAUGCGGAGGAGACAAUAAGAGGAGUUCUCGCAAGUAGUGAGAGACUGAAAGCCCACCAAGACCUAAGACAAAAUAUGGACGCCCAUCAAGAACCCUACAAAAAGACAGUCACUGUUGGACAAUCCCUUCUACAGGAGAGAGAAAUCCCUGCAGCACAGAUUACAGAAAAGCUUCAGGCCCUUGUUGAAGAAAACAAGAAACUUUAUCACCACUGGGAAGUGAAAAGAAAGUUACUGGAACAAGUGCACCAAGAACAAGUCUUCUACAGAGACAUCGAUAAUAUGGAGAAGAUCCUAAAUGCACAGGAGGUGAGAUUGAAAUCAAGUGACCUCGGAGCCUCUGCUGGAGAGAUCGAACAACUGAUCAAAAAGCAUGAGGCCUUUGAGAAGCUUCUUUCAUCUCAGGAUGGAAAGAUGACUUCUUUGCAAGAUCAAGCCAACAAACUUCUUCAAGACAACAGAAGAAUGGAGACUACACAGGUCCAAUACAAACUGAAUUCCAUCAUAGACAGGAGGAACAAAGUAAGGGCUCUCAGUCAGGCCAGACGGGAAGAAUUAACCACAGCCCUCCUCCUGGCUCUGUUUAACCAGAACCUCACAGAGGCACAAUACUGGAUCAAUGAGCGUAUGCAGAUGCUGGAUGAUGACACCCAGCAGGGAUCUACGGAUAUACAAAGUAAAUUGAAACUUUUACAGAAACAUCAAGUGUUUGAAGCUGAAAUUCUUGCCCAUGAAAAGACAAUCCAAGAUGUAACUGAGAUGGGGAAGUCAUUGGUAUCUCAGCAACAUCCCAAAUCUGCAGAUAUACGUCAGAAAAAUCGGACACUGCUUGAAGAAUGGGAGAAACUGAAGAAAGCGGUAACUGCCCGUGGCAAAAUGCUAGAGGAUAAGCGAGACUUACUAGAGUUUUUGCAGAAGGUGGAUCAGGUGGAGGCUUGGAUCCGAGAGAAGGAAGUGAUGAUCAAUGUUGGGGAUGUAGGAGAAGAUUAUGAGCACUGUCUGCAGCUUACAAAGAAGUUGAAUGAGUUCCGUGGUGCAGGAUCCGGGGAAGUCACCGUGGAUGAUGCCCAUAUAAAAGCUAUUAAUGCUCUUGCCACCAAGCUGGAGAGACAGAACGUGGAAGAGAUAAAGACUGUUUACCAGCGGAAGAAACAACUGAAUGACAAGUGGAACAGUUUUCAUGGGGAUCUAAACAAAUAUCGCAAGGCUUUAGAGGGAGCCCUGGAAAUCCACGCCUUGAUCCGUGAAAUUGACAAUAUCAAUGAAAGGAUGAGUGAAAAGAGCUCACUCAUGCAAGCACUUGACUAUGGGAAAGACGUAGAAAGCGUUGCCAACUUAAUUAGACGACAUGAAGAAACUAUUCGUGACAUCAAAGUCAUUCAGUCCCAAAAAGAGUCCUUGCACCAAGAAGCCAACAGCCUGUCCCGCAGCAAUUCAUCAAUGAGCGAACGUCUGACCUCAAAAGAGAAGGAGAUGACUGACAAUUGGCAGAAGCUCCUACUGCAAGCCAAUGAAAGAAAGAAGAAACUAGAUGCCUCUUACCAUCUGCAAAGGUUCAAUGCUGACAUCCGAGAGAUAAUGAACUGGAUGCAAAAACUUCAAGCCUUGAUGGAAGGAGCAGGCCUGCCAAAAACUAUGGGAGAGGUUGAAGCUAGAAUUGAGGAACACCAAGAAAGGAAGUCAGAAAUAGAGGCACGGACGGAAAGGUUCAACUCGGUGAAGUCAUCUGGACAGAAGCUGUCUAACUCUGGACAUUAUGCAGCUGAUGAAAUACGACUUGUUCUCUCUAAUGCAGAAGGGGCCUGGGAUUUGUUGAUUAAAUCCUGGAGAGAACAGAAUGUCAAGCUACGUCAGGCUCGUGACCUACAGACAUUUUUCAGCAUUGUUGAUCAAAGUGAAAGCUGGUUGAACAAUAAAGAGGCUUUUCUGGCUAAUGAAGAUUUGGGGGACUCUGUCACUAGUGUUGAAAGCCUUCAGAACAAGCACGAGAAGUUUCAAAAGGCUCUUGAUGCCCAGAUUGGCAAAAUUGACGAAAUGGAGGCAUUUGCCAAACAGCUUCUGGACAAUAAACACUAUGACUCCGAAACGAUUGCCAACAAAUGCCAGGCUGUGCUGGAGAGGGGAAAUCUGUCUCUAGUAACAGCUAGAUCAGGACAAAACACAGGAUGUAGAAUGGAGUUUCAUGUGUGCUAUGAACAGGAAAGGAUGUGUACCUGCAGGCUGAGCACAAGGACGAUCGCCACUGUUCUUCAAAGGAAAAAGAAACUCCUGAACUUGUCUGAGGCUCGAAAGAAGAAACUUGAGGAGUCCAAACAGCUGCAGAAAUUUCUGAAGAGCUCGUAUGAGGUGGGUGCCUGGAUGCUUGAGAAGAGCAGUAUUGCCGGGGAUGAAAGCUGGAGAGACCCCAGUAACCUUCAGACCAAACUGCAGAAACAUCAAACAUUUGAGGCAGAGAUCAAAACAAACCGCAACCGGCUGGACAGCAUAAGAGCUGAUGGGGAGAAGAUGUUGCGAGCGGCCCAUUAUGCUUCUGAUAUCAUCCAAGCAAGACUUGAUGAAAUGGAGGAACUCUGGACUGAGCUGCUUGAAAAAUGUGCUGAGAAGGGAAAGAAACUUCACGCUGCCUAUAAGGCUCUGCAAUUUCAGAGAAGUUUAGAGGACACUGAAAAGUGGCUGGACCAGAUAGAAUCCAGGCUGGACUCUGCUAAUAAAGGUAAAGAUCUCAUGACACUCGAGAAACUUGGCGAGCUUGAAGAAGACAUCACUAGCCACGGAGAGAGACUCCUAGGUCUGGCAGAUAAAACCCGUGAAUUCCGACAGGAGGGUCAUUUCCUGGCAGAUGAAAUAGAAGACAGAGUUCGGAUUCUAGUUCACAGGUACAAGAGCCUGAAUGAACCAUUGCAGGAGUGCAGAGCAGCUCUAGAAGGCAGGAAGUUAUUAGAUCAGUUUUUCCGGGACAUUGAUGAUGAACUGUCAUGGAUCGAAGACAAGAUGCCACUUGCCUCAUCUAAGGAGUGCGGCCAGUCACUAACCACUGCCCAGGCGUUACUAGAGAAGCACCAGAAUUUAGAAAAUGAAAUCAGCAGUCGAGAAGCAUUGACUAAAGCUGUCUUGGGCACUGGAAGGAAAUUGGUAAGGGGAAACCAUUUUGCUAGCCAAGAGAUUGACAAUCGAUUGCACCAGCUGGAAGUGGCUGUAGAAACUUUAAAAGCUGAAGCAGAAAGGAGACUGAAGAGGUUAACCCAGGCCUGUGAAGCCCAGCAGUUUUUGACUGAGCUUUUAGAAGCGGAAUCAUGGAUGGCAGAGAGGGGAAUUAUAAUCAAGUCAUCGGACAAUGGAAAAAAUGAAGAAUCCACUCAAGCACUAUUGCGGAAAUUAGAUACCACCAUACGGGAUCUUGAAGGCUUCUCUGCAAGAAUUAACAAGCUUAAAGACACUGGAAGAAGCCUGGAGAGUGACAGCGAAAAUCCAGAGAGUUCUAUAGUGAUCCCAAAACUGCAAGCAGUUCUGGAGGAAUACCACUCCCUGCUGGAGAAAGCUGAGCUGCGCAGAGGUCAGUUACAGGAGCAAUAUCAGCUGUUCCAGUAUCUAAAAGAAGCGGAUACCAUAGAGGCCUGGCUGCUCAGCAAGAAGACUGCAGCUGAAUCUGAUGACUUUGGACAAGAUCUGGAAGGCAUCAAGGUGUUAGAGAAACAGUUUGAGAACUUUGUGAAGGAAGUAGAGCUACUGGGUAAAAGCAAAGUAUUGUCUCUACAUGAACUGGCAUCAGGCCUCCUGGAAGAGUCUCAUAGCCAGGCUGAAGGAAUAAAGAAGAAAAUAGAGGAGGUGAACAGCACGUGGGAUGCCCUCUGCCGAUCAAUUGAAAACCGGGCUAAGAUCCUGGGUAAGGCCCACCAGGUCCAUCAGUUCGAUCAUGAUGUGGAUGAAUUACUUAGCUGGAUACAAGAGAAGGAGGUCACAGUGAACACGGAUGACUAUGGUUAUGACCUUGCAGGGGUGCAGACUUUGCUAAGCCAACAUGAGGGUUUUGAAAGGGAUCUUGCAGCCAUUAAAAAAGAAAUGGAACAAGUCAUUAAACAAGGACAAUAUGUAAGUCAACUACAUCCACCAGUCCAGAAGAAUGUGGCAGAGAGACUGGAAGAUGUGUCCAGGAGCUGGGGGAGUCUAAUAAUGAAAUCUCAUGAAAGGAAAGAAAAACUGACCCAAGCUGAACAAGUGCAUAUGUAUUUCAGUGACUGUGGAGAGUUAAUAGUCUGGGCGAGAGAGAUUCAUGCCCUAAUGGUAUCCGAGGAAUUGGCCAAUGAUGUGACCGGUGCAGAACAGCUGAUUAAACGUCAUGAAGAAUACAAGAGAGAGAUCGACAGACAUUGGGGGAAGUAUGAGGAGCUUCAGAAGAUGGGGAAGACUCUUCUGGACAAGGAGCACUUCAUGUCUUUUGAGAUUACAGAGAAGGUCCAGGAGCUGUCAGAAUUAAUGGGGUUUGUGUCUGACACCUGGAAGAGGAGGAAGGAGAUCUACGAUGAGAACCUGGAGAUACAACUGUUCUGUAGAGACCUAGAGCAAGCAAAUGGAUGGCUUAACACCAAAGAACCAUAUCUCCUGGAUUCAAACUAUGGGGACUCUGUGCCACAUGUGGAAGACCUUAUGAAGAAACAAGAGGAAUUUGAAAAAAUGCUAGCCGCCCAAGAGGAGAAGUUUGAGAUGCUAAAAAGAAAAACAAAGAGGGAACAGAACUUGUUUAAGCAAAUCGACUUCGAGCAAAAGGAACAGAAGAAACCUGAAGCCUUCAUCCGAGUACCCUCCCUAAAGAGAAAGCCAUCGGAUAAAAGAGGGUUCCCCCAAAAAUUGGGCAGUGCACGGGGUACUACAGGACUUCCCAGAAGACCUUCUGCAGAGAGACAGAACACCACAGACCAGAAAAGUACAGAGGUUUCUGGUGCUAUAGUGGACAACUUGGAUGGCAAAAGCAACAAAACCGGGGCAGAACCAGAGCCACCGACAUCGAUUACUCCAAAUCUUCUAGAUCUCCAGAUCCCUCCUUUGGAAAACCUUAGUAUGGUAACUGCAUUCCAACCAACCUUGCCAUCUUAUCAGCGGUUGCCAUCUUUAGUGCAGACAUACCAAAGUGUCACCAAUGUACCAAUUGUAGAGGAAACGCUAGGAGAUACCCUGGUAACUACUGUAGAAGACACCAAGAUCCAACCGGCGGGGAAAUCCCAUUUGAAUCCAUCAGAUGCUCCUCCGUUAAUCUUAAACCUUAACCCUGCCCUGUCCACAGAGAAAACACAAACUAAAGUUUUGGAGGUGAAGCCAAUUGUUGAUGCUGGGGAUACAUUUCCAAAAGUCCCUGUUCUCCCUGCCCUGAUUCCUGAGACUACACCUGGCACAGCUUUGGAAGCAAAGCCUAAAGAUCUGCUAGAACUUAAUGUGGGCUCCUUAAGUGGACCAUCCAAAAUACCAGAUCUACCUACACCACCGUCGCCAAGUCCUUCAUUUGAUAGAAUAGUAAAUGGAUUUAUGGAGACAAAACAGAAGCUUCUGCCAGGAGGAAAGGAAAAUCCAGCUGGCUUCUGGAAUUCUUACUACAUCACAUUGCGUGGACAGAUCAUGAACUUCUAUAAUGCAAAGAAGGAUGAAGCCAAGAAUGAAACUGCGAUUCCUCCAGUUAGCAUGGUGAGUGCUGUCUGUGAAAGAACAGGAGGUUCUUCAGAUAAAGCCAACGCCUUCAGUGUCAGAGCCGCUGAUGGAUCGGAAUACAUAUUCUCAGCUCCCACCGUUAAAAAAAUGGAAAUCUGGAUCCAAACAAUUGAGGGGAAAACAGAUGAGCCAGUCAUUAAAAGGGAAGAAGCUGCUCACUCACCAAUAAAAGAAACUACACGGACAUUAUUAUUGGAACCAGACAGCAAUGGCCAUACCUUUUCUGCUAGCAGAGUCUAUAUCACGUCAGAGAAGACAGACUUUUACUCUCCAAAAGUAGUGGAGACAGAGGAGGCUAAAGAGAAGCACAAAAAGAACGUUUUUAAGAAGUUCUUCAAAAAGUAAACUGUGGUAACGUGAAGCAACAGACAUGAGAUCGGGGCUUACACCCUGCCCCGUACCCCAUCCCACAUUCACGGCAGCUUUUGAGACUUAGGGGUGGGUACACUUCUUCAGGGUACUGGUGCUGAGAAAACUGCAGAACUCAGGGAAAAACAAAACAGUCGGGGAAUUUCUCCCUCUAGUGGCGGGAUGGACCUGAAGGAAUAAGGACUUCAAGAUAGAUUCUGAGCUUUUUUUUUAUUGGUAACACAACAAUGAUUAAAAGGCUAAAGCUUGUGGCGCUUUCACGUGUGCGGUUUUGAUGCAGUUUUUGAAGCCAGUGUCAGGAAUGGGUUAUAAAGAGAGGUAAAGUUUAUAGGAUACACAUUCUACUUCUCUUUUUUGAAUCCUCAUAGUUUUGGCUUAAAAAAAAGGCAUAAAAACUGCAGGUGAGAAAGCACUCGACAAGUCAUCAGAAAUAAAUGAAGGAUAUGAAUGCAAACUCAGGUAAUGUUGUGCAAUUAUUAAAAUUUAAGGCUUCCUGUAAAGUCAGGCUCCCACCUAUUUUCUGCAAUUACAUGGUUAAAUAUAAGGGUAGAAAUGCGCACAGCGAUUGCUGUCUGUCUGAAUGAAAUCCACAUUAAAGGGGUACUCCGCUGCUCAGCAUUUGGAACAAACUGUUCCAAACGCUGGAGCUGGGAGCUUGUGAUGCCAUAGCCCCACCCCCUCAUGAUGUCAUGCCCCACC
Hyla sarda is the source of this 12861-nucleotide messenger RNA. RefSeq names its product spectrin beta, non-erythrocytic 5 (gene SPTBN5). The record is from RefSeq and is a predicted model, not a curated record. The coding region runs from base 271 to 12138 and encodes 3955 amino acids. NCBI's taxonomy places the organism in Eukaryota, Metazoa, Chordata, Amphibia, Anura, Hylidae. Gene Ontology annotation, molecular function: actin filament binding. The transcript is spliced from 74 exons. Gene Ontology annotation, cellular component: cortical actin cytoskeleton; plasma membrane; cell projection. Gene Ontology annotation, biological process: actin cytoskeleton organization.